CCGCCCAUUGGCCACUCGGCUGUCUCUGGAACAAUUCUCCUCGCGCCGAUUGGCUGCUGCGCUCAACGGCUCUCACCCGAUUGGUUGAAAACGCUACGCUGCCUGUGGGCUGAGCGCUGGAUGAUUCCGUUGGUUGCUAACUGAGAGAACGGCGGCAUUGAAGGGGCUGGGCCCGCACUGGAGAAAUGGCGAGAACGGUUAACGAGAACGGCCGUGGAGUGGAAACACAGACCAUGGAGCCGGAGGCGCCGGGCCGGGGUUCGGCCAGAUGGGGGCCACAACACGCCGGGGCCAAAGAACUGGCCAAUCUCUACUCCCCAGGCAAAAGAUUUCAAGAGUGGUUGUCUGUCCUCCUCUGCUUCUCUCUCAUGGCCUUCAAUUUCAUUCACCUUCUUGCCAAUUUCCACCUGGGACAUCUGUGGUACAUCCUGUUGAGCAUUGUGGCGGGAAUACUCACUGCAGACUUCGCAUCGGGACUGGUUCACUGGGGCGCUGAUACGUGGGGGUCAGUGGAUUUACCCAUCUUUGGAAAGGCCUUUAUACGACCAUUCCGGGAGCACCACAUCGACCCCACGGCCAUCACCCGUCACGACUUCAUUGAGACCAAUGGCGACAACUGCAUGCUGACCAUCGUCCCUCUAGCGAACAUGGCCUUCAGCUUCCUCACCCUCUCCCCUGCUGAGAUUUACCGCUUCUACGCCUGGUACUGCUACUUGUUCGCAUUAGCCAUCUUUGUGACCCUGACCAACCAGAUUCACAAGUGGUCGCACACGUACUUCGGCCUGCCUCGUUGGGUGGUGUUCCUGCAGGACUACCAGGUCAUCCUCCCUCGCAAGCACCACCGCGUCCACCACGUCUCCCCGCACGAGACGUACUUCUGCAUCACCACAGGUUGGCUGAACUACCCUCUGGAGAAGCUGGGUUUCUGGAGGAACCUGGAGGAUCUGAUCCAGGGCGUCACCGGAGAGAAGCCCCGGGCGGACGACUUGAAAUGGGCUCAAAAAGUCAAGUAACGCCGCUGGCUAACUGCACCCUACCUCAGAAGACCCUGGCUCCGCCCAGGCUUCUCGCCCCCCCCCCCUUCGUUUUGCCUCGCACGAACUGUAAUCUAUAGAAAGGAAGAACUAACUCUUUCUGAUGCCAUAGCUUUAAGUCUUGCACAUUUUGUCUGUUUUUCAAGAGGGCUGCGUUGCGGGGAUUUUUCAUAACUCACUGAUGGAGAUCCUCAUUUCAAAAAGCAAUACAUCCUAAACUCUUCGCGGGUCUAAAACAACUCAUCACCUUUUUGAGCUGGUUUGCAAAGUGCGUUCGCUAAGAGGGUUUACUCUGAUGCUUGAUAGUCGGACACAGGUAAAUCCUUUCCAAGGAGAUUAAAAGAUUUCCCUCGUGUAUAAAUGUCAAGCUAUCCCAGAAAAGACUACGAGCGAACGCUUCUGUUCAUUGUAGAGUGGAUGAAUCGCGUUAUAUUUAGCUCUGCUUUUUAGUGUCACUGGGAAACUCUUUGCUCCACCUCAUCAAGGGUCCUCUUGAUGUGGGACUGAUACAAUUGUAUUGCGGCCAAUUACUGUUACUCUCAUUUGGGUUUGGCUGCAAGCUUUUGGGGCUGUUGUGUUAGUUGUUACUUAAAAGCCAAAAUCAUCCCUCCUGGAUGCUACAUGACAGAUCUGACGGCUCAGAGAAAGGGUUUUAACUUAAACAACCAAAAAAAAAUCAACCAAAUUGCCGUCAGAUCCUAAGAAGGCAUUUUGAUUGGACUUUUGACAAUUGAGGUAAUUUGAUCUUGAAAAAGUGGCAUCAAAAUGUGUGUUACUGUCGUCGGCGUCGAUGCAGGCCGUUAGAAAUCGAAUGAAAUGUAUCAUGUCGUUCUGCCGAGUCAGCCUGGCCCGUCUGACUUUUCGAUGACCGAUUGUCCUCUGAAAAGCCUUUUUUAGUGUCUAUUUCACUCCUGAUAAACCAAGGAGAUUUGCAGCAGACACUGUUUUUGUCCAGCAGCCUUACUCACCACACCUGCAGUACAUGGAACCGUGUCUUUUAAAAAAAAAAAAUCUUGUUUUGUUUCAUUUAGCACUUCUUUAUGUUGUGCAACUAUGAUUCUGUCUGUCUGGGAUCUGUGGCCUAGUUGGUCAGCAACAGAUACACACAAGUUGUGUGCGAGCAGUGUGUAACACUGUUUUCGCUCCUCGCGUCGUUCCCGGUGAGGGAUGCGUGCACACUGUGCCGACUCGGCGAGGUCACUUCGCUGUUCGCUGUCCGCUUACGAUCCAGUGACUUCUUCCCUUUUUAGAGAUAUUGCCAUUAACUGAUUCGUCUGAGAGAUUUUUUUUUUUUUUUUUUUAAUGCUUUAGUCUGCAAUUUGUAAAUGUAUUGUGUGGCAAAUAACUAUGCAGUGUAUUACGAGCCCUGAACCAUAUGUCUUAACUCGUCUGAUUAGGUUAAAAUGCCUUUCUUUUCUACUAGUUAACACAGUCGCCAUUUUAGUUGGAUAACGGGAGCUUAAAACUUACAUGUACUAACUAAGCUACACAAAUGUAAGGACGCAUGUGUACGACAUGUGAUGUACUGGGUCACCAGCUUCCUGUUUGUGUUUGUGUACAGCAAACACUGGCUAGGUAGCUCUGGGCUUCAUUUUUGCUGCUUUUAAAAGAUUACCCAAAAUCUGGACCAAGUGGUUUCAGGGUUUGAACUAUCAACAUUUUAUCUAAUAGAUCAUUUUCAUGCUUAAAACAGUUACGUUUACCAAGUGGAGAAAGCUGAAUUGUUCAUUUUGAAGUUCAAAUUAUGCUUUAUAUGAUGUGAUAUUCCAGUUUUUGAAUCCUUCAUACUCCAUUAUGUACAAUUGUUCACUACAGGUCAACGGCAGAAAUACACUGCAGAUUGCCAGGCGCUUGCUGAGUAUCGUGAGAAGCAGUUUUUGUGUGAUAGUGUAAUAUGUGCAGGUAAAGUGAUCCCUUUACCUGCCACUGCAUCUAGGUUGAGGCUUGCGCAGAACUACUUUAGUUUUAGCUUUUUUUAAAU
This is a messenger RNA of Gasterosteus aculeatus aculeatus (three-spined stickleback), 3015 nucleotides long. It is a transcript of the gene peds1b, whose product is annotated as plasmanylethanolamine desaturase 1b. The record is from RefSeq and is a predicted model, not a curated record. Lineage: Eukaryota; Metazoa; Chordata; Actinopteri; Perciformes; Gasterosteidae. Gene Ontology annotation, molecular function: oxidoreductase activity.